AAAUCCAACUAAUGUAUGCAAUUUUCAUCUAUUUAUUCUCCAAAGAUGAACUAUUCUUGUUCAAACAUUGAACUCUGUCCAUUUUCAUGAUGAUGAGCACUGCAGUCCCUCAUAUUGUUGUGCUUUUUGUGCUUUUGGUUUACUGCUUGAGUGUAAAUACUGGAGCUGGAGAGCCAAAAAUCAGAUGCAAUGAAGCCGAGAGGCAAGCAUUGAUAAAAGUUAAAGACCAUCUUUCCUCUUGGGGAGAAGGUGAGGACGUUCUUUCCUCUUGGGGAGAAGAAGAAGAUAAAAGAGAGUGUUGUGAUUGGAUUGGAAUUCAGUGCAGCAACAACUCUGGUCAUGUCAUCAAGCUUGAUCUUUCUCCUUCAACUUUUAAUCACAGUCGUCAUAUUCUAAGAGGUAAGAUCAGCUCUGCAUUGUUCGACUUAAAGUACUUGAAUCACCUGGACUUGAGCUACAUCGACUUCCGCGAGAAUUUCAUCCCAACAUUCAUCCCAACUUUCCUUGGCAGCCUCACCAAAUUAAGGUACCUCAAUCUCUCUUCCACUGAUCUAGGUGGAGGUAUUCCUCCUCAGCUUGGAAACCUUUCCAGCUUGCAGUUUCUUGAUCUUAGCCAUAAUUUUUUAGAGGCAAAAAGCUUAAAAUGGGUUUCACAUCUUUCAUCUUUACGAAUACUUGACCUGAGUGGCACAAACAUGAGCUUAGCUAAUGAUUGGGUGCAUGUAGUAGUUAACCUUCCUCAUUUCAUGACAAAUUUGAUACUAAGUGAUUGUAAUCUUCCUGAUAUAGUUGUUUCUUCACCAUCUCAGUCCCUUGUUAACUCUUCAAAAUUUCUUAGCGUCCUUGAUGUUUCUAGAAACCAACUGUCUCAGUCUAUAUUCCAAUGGUUGUUCAAGUAUAAUAGUAGUCUUGUUCAUCUUGACCUCUCUAGUUGCCAAUUAGGAGGUUCCAUUCCAAAUGGGUUUAAAAAUAUGGCUUCCCUUACCUAUCUUGAUCUCAGCUACAAUGCCUUUGAAGGAAUAAUUCCUGAAUCUUUUGGGAAUUUGAUUUCCCUUAAAUAUCUUGAUCUUAAAUCUAAUCAACUAGCUGGUUUUCAUCCGAAAUCUUUCAAUAAUAUGACUGCCAUUUCAUACCUUGAUCUUAGCGAAAAUCAACUAAAUGGUUAUAUUCCAGAGUUCUUUGGGAAUAUGAUUGCCCUUACAUAUCUUAAUCUCGAAAGCAAUCACCUAAAAGGAGCCAUACCAGAAGAUUUUGGAAAAAUGGCUUCUCUCAGUGAACUUGAUCUUAGCAAUAACGAGCUUGAAGGGGAAAUUCCAAAAUCCAUUUGGAAAAUAUGUGAACUGAAGAUCCUUGUAGCAUACAACAAUAGACUUAGCGGACAGUUACAUUUGGCUGAAUUACCCUCAAAGGAAUGUGCCAAUUUCUCUUUAGAGAAUUUGGACUUGAAUGAAAAUCAAAUCAUGGGAUCAUUGCCUAAUUUCACCUUAUAUCCCUCUUUGACUGAGCUAUAUCUUUCCUCGAAUCAGUUUGGUGGACUAUCCAAAAGUAUGAGUCAAUUAUCACACUUAAGAACUUUGGAUCUUUCUGGAAACUCUAUCAAUGAUGUUUUAUCUGAAGCUCAUUUUUCAAAGCUCUUCAACUUACAUUCUUUGGAUUUAUCAAAUAACUCAGAUCUAGUUAUUAGGAUUCCUACUGAUUGGAUUCCACCCUUUCAGUUGUCCUAUAUAAGUCUUGGAUCUUCCAAUUUGGGUCCUCGUUUUCCAAAAUGGCUCCAAACUCAGGAUUAUAGUGUACUUAAUAUCUCCAAUUGUGGAAUUUCAGAUUCUAUUCCAGAUUGGUUAUUCAAUUUUAGCUCAAGCUUAUCUCUUCUCGAUUUGUCUAAUAAUAAAAUUAGAGGAAGAAUUCAUGAUAUCAAGCAAAGAGUCAAUAUUUCCUCUGAAUUCGAAUACGGAAGAACUUAUCCUGACAUAGAUUUGAGUUCAAACGAGUUAGAAGGAUCAAUACCAAGUUUUUUACUGCAAGGGACAUCUUCACUAAAUCUUUUCAACAAUAGCUUUUCACAGUUAGAUUCCCUAUGUAAACCCCCUUUAGUGUUUUUGGCCUUUCUUGAUGUCUCAUAUAAUCAAUUGUCUGGUGAGCUGCCUGAUUGUUGGUCAAAAGCAUUUUUUCUGCGAGUUCUUGUUUUGGCAAAUAACAAGUUAUCUGGAAAGAUUCCCACCUCCUUUGGCUUUAUGGUCAACAUCAAAGUGUUGCAUUUGAGAAACAACAAUUUGACUGGUGAAUUGCCUUCAUCACUACAGAACCGUACAAAUUUGAUGGUAUUUGAUGUUGGAGAGAACAACUUGUUUGGGCCAAUACCAGCAUGGAUAGGUACAAACCUAACAAAUCUUCUCAUUCUUAGUGCACGCUCCAAUAGCUUCAAUGGAAGAAUACCCUUACAACUGUGCCACUUAGCGAAUCUUCAAUUGUUAGACUUGUCUUCAAAUGAUCUUUCUGGCCAAAUUCCAAACUGUCUCGGUAAAAUUACAGCUAUGAAGGAAUUAAAUCGAAGAGAAUAUGUACCAGCAGACUUGGAUCCUUAUUCUAGCAGCAAAGGCCACCAAGGUGUUCCAGGUGAUUUCAACCAUCAAAAGUUAGUGUUGAUAUGGAAAGGAGCAAUCUCUGAAUUCAAAAAUGUUGGACUUUUGAGGACCAUUGAUUUGUCCAACAAUAAACUUAUUGGGGAGAUUCCAAGAGACAUCACUAAACUUGUUGGGCUAAUUUCAUUAAACUUGUCAAGAAACAAUCUAAGUGGACAAAUCCCUCAAGAGAUUGGUCACUUGAAGUCUUUAGAUUUUCUUGAUCUAUCAAAGAAUCAAUUUUUCGGUCAGAUUCCUUCAAGUCUCUCUCAAGUGGAUCGUCUCAAUACAUUAGAUUUGUCAAACAAUAAUUUGUCUGGUGAAAUUCCAAGAAGCACUCAACUCCAAUCCCGUGAUGCAGCUGCAUAUAUGGGAAAUCCUCUCCUUUGUGGAAUUCCACUUCCAAUAAAAUGUCCAAAUGAAAAAGUACCAACUACAGCUGAUGAAGCUAUGGAAAAUCAUAAUGGUGAUGAGUUUAUUAGCAAAGGAUUUUACAUAAGCGUAGCACUGGGAAUCGUAGUUGGAUUUUGGGGAUUUUGUGGGACUUUAAUCUUCAACAAGUCGUGGAGAUAUGCAUAUUUCAAGCUGUUGAACAAUGCUGAGGACUGGGCUCAUGUAAAAGCAACACUUCAGAAGGAGAAACUACUGCGUAUAUUUAGAAGCUGAAUUGGCACGAAUGACAUGGCAAGUGACUUCUGGACACGUGGCUGACACUUGGCGGAAUUCUGCUAGGGUAUCGACCAGAAGAGAUAUUACAAGCAAAAGACAAUCGAAGCUUACCUGCGACCAGUAUGGUCGCAGGUUCCGCGUAUCUCAUGAUAUUUUUAUAAAGAUCUUAGUCAAUCCCGAAAUUGACUCCCAUGAUUUCCUGAGUAUCAUAUUAUUUAUGAAAGAAUAUCUGUAACAAAUGAAUGUAAUCCCCCUUGAGCCUAUAAAUAGAAAAAGAUAGCUCAAGAAAGGGACUUUUUGCCUUCGAAUUAUUUGAGACUAGAGUGAUUCUAUUUGACAUAUUGUAUUGUUCUUCAGAGGUUGGUGAAACUCAUUGAACCCUAGUUCUUUGAUCACUCCUUUGAAUUCUAUAUCAAUAAUAAUUCAAGUGGAUGUAGGUUAUUACUAGAUUAUGGGG
Messenger RNA from Humulus lupulus (European hop), 3744 nucleotides. RefSeq names its product receptor-like protein EIX2. Lineage: Eukaryota; Viridiplantae; Streptophyta; Magnoliopsida; Rosales; Cannabaceae. The coding region runs from base 87 to 3284 and encodes 1065 amino acids. The transcript has 2 exons. The record is from RefSeq and is a predicted model, not a curated record. Gene Ontology annotation, molecular function: protein binding.